Molecule: messenger RNA, 2568 nt
Organism: Hemibagrus wyckioides
Lineage: Eukaryota; Metazoa; Chordata; Actinopteri; Siluriformes; Bagridae
Gene: zdhhc6
Product: zinc finger DHHC-type palmitoyltransferase 6
Exons: 11
Coding region: 410-1651 (413 amino acids)
Biological process (GO): protein palmitoylation
Cellular component (GO): Golgi apparatus
Molecular function (GO): palmitoyltransferase activity
Source: RefSeq, a predicted model, not a curated record
GGACGAAAAGCAAGUAUUCGUUGUAAUGAUGAAUUUUGUCCUGUUUGGUACAUUUCCAGCUUUUUGUAUACACGGACGAUAUGAGUGGCGCACCGCUCAGACUGCGGUUUAGAGAAUGAGGAAGUGAGCGGCAGCGCCGUGGGUGAAGAUGGGUGACAUGCUUCCAGCUUGAGAAUCAAGCAACAGGCUGGUCAGAGAGAAAGGAUGCCACACGAGAGGAGAGCUAGUGACUCUACCACACAGACGGCUCCUGUAACCCAUGACGCGACUGAUCGCUGGAUGUUUCGGAGAAGACAGAAAACAUAUAAUUUAUCCUCCUCAUGGUCAAAUCAUUUCAUUAGAGAAAGACAGCAUAACUAACAGUUUGCCAUUUCAAAGAACUUAGAAAGCUGACGAAAUAUCGUACAAAAUGAACAUUAUAUCUGCCAUUAUUGUAUUUGAAAACCUCCAUGAAGUUCGGAGGCUUUGUCACUGGGGUCCGAUCAUCGCACUUACUGUCAUUGCCGUGUGCUCCGCCAUGGCCAUACUGGACUCUAUUAUCUGGUACUGGCCCUUGGACACUACGAGUGGCAGCAUUAACUUCAUUAUGCUCAUCAACUGGACUGUCCUCAUUCUCUACAACUAUUUCAAUGCCAUGUUUGUGGGUCCUGGUUAUAUUCCUUUAAAGUGGAAACCGGAAAAUCAGCGAGAUGCUAUGUACUUACAGUUCUGUAGAGUGUGUGAAGGUUAUAAGGCUCCAAGAUCUCACCACUGCAGAAAGUGUAACAGGUGUGUGAUGAAGAUGGAUCACCAUUGUCCCUGGAUCAACAACUGCUGCGGACAUCUGAAUCAUGCCUACUUCACUACUUUCCUCCUCCUUGCCCCACUGGGUUGCAUCCAUGCUGCUUUCAUUUUCAUUAUGACAAUGUACUCUCAGUUAAACGACAGGAUCUCUUUUGGUUGGAGCUCCGUGAAGAUAGACAUGAGUGCUCCCCGACGUGUCCACUAUCCUAUAAUGCCAUUCAGCAUAUCAGCCUUUGCAGCCAAUCUCUUUGCUCUGGGACUCGCACUGGGCACUACCAUUGCCGUUGGCAUGCUGUUUUUUAUUCAGAUGAAAGUGAUUCUGCGAAACAAAACCUCAAUUGAAGUGUGGAUCGAGGAGAAGGCCAAAGACAGAAUCCAGUACUACCAAACAGGAGAGGAGUUCAUCUUCCCAUAUGACCUGGGAAGUCACUGGGAGAAUUUUAAGCAGGUGUUCACCUGGUCUGGUACUCCAGAGGGAGAUGGCAUUGAAUGGCCCGUAAAUGACAAAUGCCACCAGCACACACUAACUAUCGAGCAGCUGAAGCAGAAAGCUGACAAGCGUGUGAGAAGUGUGCAGUACAGAGCUGUGGAGGACUACAAUGGCGCAUGGUGUCCACUAGGAAAGGGAUUAAACACGUUCUUCAGGUCCCCCUGCACUGAAGAACCCAGGAUCAAACUCACUAAAGGGGAGAUUAUCUUCGCUACAAGAGGAACCAAGUGGUGGAUGUAUGGGGACAAAGUUUUGGAUGAGGAACAGGCCAAAGCUGGACUCCGUGUUAGAGGGUGGUUUCCUCGACGCUGUGUGGAAAAGUGCCACUAUAACUCAGCGAAUUACACACCAGCAUGUGAAGAAAAGAAAGAUAAAUAAGACAAGUUUAGUGUGUUUUACUGUUGGACUUGAGCAAAAAUCAGUCCUUAAGGGUUCUAUGAAUGGUUAAUGUGAUGGUUUUAGCUUUCUUAAUGGGUUCUGCAUAGAAUGGGAAACCAUCUGUUGUCAAGUUCCACAGAGAUCCUUUUAGGAUUCCCAUAAUAGUCGAUUCAUGUUUUUAGACUGAAGUCUGAUUUCACUGUCUCAAUACCGUGCUGUAGAAGUGUUCCUAUCUGAUCUUGAGAUGUCUGAUUUCUAAAUCAUUUCAGUGGAAGAUCAACUGUCUAACUGUCCAAACCAGCAAACUCUGCUUCUUCAUAUGAAUGUGUGUAACUGUGUAACAUUUCCAAAGAGAAUAUAAAUGACGUGGCACAGAGGGAAUAGUUCCUGAAGUGAUAACCCAGAGCUUGUAAGCAUUCCUAUUUAGGAGCUGAGCAAAUGUUUACUUGAAAAUAUUGUUUUCUCUCUUUCUCUCUCUCUCUCUUUGAUGUCCAAGCCGUUUAUGCAACGCCUAUGCCAGCUGUAUCAAGGUCUUAGUCAUGCAAAUACACUGUAUUCUUUGUACAGAAAAAUUUUUUUGAUUUUAUUUUUGAUUAUUUUUGUAAAACUGAUGUAAACCACACAAUAGAAAAGUAAACAUUUCUGCUCUGUAUAAUGUAAUCUUGUUUUUUUUUAAUAAUAUAUAUAUAUAUAUAUAUAUAAAAGGACAAUGGAAAUAAUUUAUUCCGUAAUUCUGCUUUUCAGUGCUUAAUAUUUUCAAAUGUACAUAGUGUUAAAUGAAAAGUUUCAGCAUUUUCCAGCCCAGUCUUUGUGUACUGCAACUGUAGUGAAACCUUUAAACAACAUUUUCAACAUGUUUCCUUGUACUGAGAAAAACAAAAAAAAAAUGUUUGAAUAAAACACACUUUGUAAUAAAA